Messenger RNA from Aplysia californica (California sea hare), 1695 nucleotides. RefSeq names its product preprogonadotropin-releasing hormone-like protein (gene GnRH). The record is from RefSeq and is marked provisional. NCBI's taxonomy places the organism in Eukaryota, Metazoa, Mollusca, Gastropoda, Aplysiida, Aplysiidae.
AAAGUUUGGUUGUUUGAGAGACUCAUUCAUUCCAGAAACUUCACUAAAAACAGAAACUUAAUCGGCCAGAACAGAAAGUAGUAGUUAGACGCCAGGAACACUUAUAACAGAAACAGAGCAACGUUUUCGGAAAAGGAAUCAAUCGACAAAAACAAGAACCCCCACAGCAUCAUGGCCUGCCGCAUCACCUCCGCCACCACCACUCUUUUCUCCAUACUCCUCCUCAUCGUAAUAGCAGAACUCAGCUCAGCUCAGAAUUACCACUUCAGCAACGGCUGGUACGCCGGCAAAAAGAGAUCGUCCGCCUCCCUCCUCCGCCCAGAAGCUCUCGGAAGCAGCAGCAGUAGUAGCAGUAACAGUGGCUUGGACGUCACAGACGCCGACAGCAGCAGGGGAGGUGUCAGCAGCUUGAGUGGGCGUGGUUUCGGCGUUGGUGAGCUCCGAUUGGUCGACUCACCGUGCAGCAUUCGGCUCGAGACUUUGGCACUCAUCAACAAAUUGAUGCAGGAGGAGGCAGCGAGAAUACAGAGGACUUGCGUCGCUAAUGUGCCCUCAGGUCUCCGGGAACUUCUAGAGGGCGCCGCCAGCAAACUGGAAUCAGAGAACAAAUGGUGAUUGAUCGAGAGGGCGGGUCGGCCAUCCCGGUCCCGGCAAGAGUAAACAGCCUCGCAGACAACUUGGCAGAGACGACGACGACAACAACUACAACGACAACAUCGACAAGAAAAAAAAGUUAUCAGCACAACAGCACCCGGGGGUCAUCGUUUGCACCAUCUGCCUCAAAACCCUCAAGCCUUAGCUUCUUUUCUUUCCCAGAACUUUCGUUCCUCCCGACUAUUGCAAGGGAGAGCACUCCCACUUAUUUCUGCUCUAAAAAGUACCACAUCGCCGACAGAGACAAACGACAGGCGAAGUGAUAUUUAAACCAAACAAAACCUGUUUGCAUCUAAAUUCUCGAUACAUCGUAAGGACAUACAAAACGAUCAGAAGAGAGCAAUUCUUUACUCAGAUCGUUUUAAUACCGAUAGGUUCUACCACAAAGGAAUAGCUACGACCAGAGAUAAACUAAAGCACACUGCUCCGAUUUUUAGACAGCCCCGUACGUAGAAUGGCCACUUCCCCAUGAGCUGUCUUUAAAUUCAGAUUUCAGAGUUUAAUAACCUGAUGUAAAUGCUCGUCUAUUUAUUUAUAAAACAAUAAUUACCUUCAAGUAUUAUCAUUCUUGGUGGUUAUGUCGGCAAAAAGAUACUUGGACGUCUAAAUUUUUUCUCCUUCUGAAUUUUACGAAAUUCUCCAAACAAUGAAGCGAUUUAAGUCUACUGAAUAACUGUCAACCAGGGUUUAAAUAUAUCUACACACACACACAUAUAUAUAUAUUGUGUGUGUGUGUGUGUGUUAUAUUGUCACGUCAGUAAAUCGAACAAACAGAAGAAGGAAGUAAUAACAAGAAAAGAAAAGAAAAGAAAAGAAAAGAAAAGAAAAGAAAAGAAUUGCAAAGGGGUAAAGGAAGCCUUAAAACAAAGCGACGUUCAACCAUCACAAGACAGUUUGCAAAAGCUUUAGGUUUUCAACAUCAGUAGAUGGAAUUAAGAGAACCAGAAAAAAAGCUGCAAACAAAAAAGGACAGAAAACAAUUGACUAAAGAGUGCUGUUUUUCACUUCGGAUGAAGAUAUUAAACACCAAAGACAACCUAA